CCUGUUCUGUUCUGCGUGGCAGAAAUAUUUCUCUUUCUUUCACGGGAGUGCGCCAUAGUUGGCGUAUCGUAGUUUUGAUAGUGCCGAAGAAAAUCUUUAAACAUCCAAAAUGGUGAACUUUACCGUUGACGAAAUCAGGGCCAUGAUGGACAAAAAAAGGAACAUCCGUAACAUGUCCGUCAUUGCCCAUGUAGACCAUGGAAAAUCAACUCUUACCGACUCCCUUGUAUCUAAAGCUGGUAUUAUUGCUGGAGCUAAAGCUGGAGAAACCCGAUUUACUGAUACCAGGAAAGAUGAACAGGAACGUUGUAUUACCAUCAAAUCAACUGCCAUAUCUAUGUUCUUCGAACUUGAAGACAAAGAUAUUGUCUUUAUCAACAACCCCGAUCAACGUGAGAAAGACGAGAAAGGUUUCUUGAUCAACUUGAUCGACUCCCCUGGACACGUUGAUUUCUCCUCUGAAGUAACAGCCGCUCUUCGAGUUACCGAUGGUGCUCUUGUAGUUGUCGAUUGUGUUUCUGGUGUAUGUGUACAAACUGAAACCGUUUUGCGUCAGGCUAUCGCUGAACGUAUCAAGCCCAUUUUGUUCAUGAACAAGAUGGACCGAGCUCUCUUGGAAUUGCAAUUGGAGGCCGAAGAGCUUUUCCAAACCUUCCAACGUAUUGUUGAAAAUGUGAACGUUAUCAUUGCCACCUAUAACGAUGAUGGUGGUCCAAUGGGAGAAGUUAGGGUUGACCCUAGCAAAGGUUCAGUAGGAUUCGGUUCAGGUCUUCACGGUUGGGCCUUCACCUUGAAACAAUUCUCUGAGAUGUAUGCUGAAAAGUUCAAGAUCGACGUCGUUAAGUUGAUGAACAGGUUGUGGGGAGAGAGCUUCUUCAACCCCAAAACAAAGAAAUGGUCCAAACAGAAGGACGACGGUAACAAACGUUCCUUCUGCAUGUACAUCUUAGAUCCCAUAUACAAGAUUUUCGAUUCCAUCAUGAACUACAAGAAAGAAGAAUACGAAGCACUCUUACCCAAAUUGGGUAUUAAUUUGAAACACGAAGACAAGGACAAGGAUGGUAAGCAACUUUUGAAGGUUGUAAUGAGAACUUGGUUGCCAGCUGGUGAAGCUUUGCUUCAGAUGAUUGCCAUCCAUUUGCCUUCACCUGUAACUGCCCAGAAAUACAGAAUGGAAAUGUUGUAUGAAGGACCUUUAGACGACGAAGCUGCCAUUGGAAUCAAAAACUGCGACCCCAACGCACCCCUCAUGAUGUACAUCUCUAAAAUGGUACCGACCUCAGAUAAGGGACGCUUCUACGCUUUCGGUCGUGUCUUCUCUGGUGUAGUAGCAACCGGUAUGAAGGCCCGCAUCAUGGGUCCCAACUACGUCCCUGGCAAGAGGGAAGAUUUGUACGAAAAAGCCAUCCAACGUACAAUCCUCAUGAUGGGUCGUUAUGUCGAGGCCAUCGAAGACGUACCUUCCGGUAACAUCUGCGGAUUGGUCGGUGUCGAUCAGUUCUUGGUAAAGACCGGUACCAUCAGUACGUUCAAGGAUGCUCACAACUUGAAGGUCAUGAAGUUCAGCGUGUCCCCUGUUGUGCGUGUCGCUGUGGAACCGAAGAACCCUGCCGAUUUGCCAAAACUCGUAGAAGGUUUGAAACGUUUGACCAAAUCCGAUCCUAUGGUACAAUGUAUCAUUGAAGAGUCCGGAGAACACAUCAUUGCUGGAGCUGGUGAACUCCACUUGGAAAUCUGUCUUAAAGAUUUGGAAGAAGACCAUGCUUGUAUUCCCAUAAAAAAAUCUGACCCGGUUGUGUCUUACCGUGAAACGGUCAGCGAAGAAUCUGACCAGAUGUGCUUGUCGAAGUCGCCAAACAAACAUAACAGAUUGUUCAUGAAGGCCUGUCCCAUGCCUGAUGGUCUCGCCGAAGAUAUCGAUGACGGCAAAGUCAACCCCAGAGAUGACUUCAAGUCCCGUGCCCGUUACCUUGGAGAAAAAUACGAUUAUGACCUCACUGAAGCCCGUAAGAUCUGGUGUUUCGGCCCCGACGGAACCGGACCCAACCUCCUCGUUGAUUGUACCAAGGGAGUGCAAUACCUUAAUGAAAUCAAGGACUCUGUUGUCGCUGGAUUCCAAUGGGCCACCAAGGAAGGUGUGUUGUCUGAAGAGAAUUUGCGUUCCGUUAGGUUCAACAUUUAUGACGUCACCUUGCACGCUGAUGCUAUCCAUCGUGGUGGUGGUCAAAUCAUUCCUACAACUCGUAGGUGUUUGUAUGCUUGUCUGUUGACUGCUUCUCCUAGGUUGAUGGAACCUAUCUACAAGUGUGAAAUUAUGUGUCCUGAAGUUGCUGUCGGAGGAAUCUACGGAGUAUUGAACAGAAGACGUGGUCACGUAUUUGAAGAAUCCCAAAUCGCCGGAACCCCCAUGUUCUUGGUUAAAGCAUACCUGCCUGUCAACGAAUCAUUCGGUUUCACUGCUGAUUUGCGUUCCAACACUGGUGGCCAAGCUUUCCCUCAAUCUGUGUUCGAUCAUUGGCAGGUGUUGCCAGGUAAUCCAAUGGAAGCUGGAUCCAAGCCAUUCGGUAUUGUGCAGGAAACACGUAAACGAAAGGGUCUCAAAGAAGGACUUCCAGAUCUCGCCCAAUAUCUGGAUAAAUUGUAAACAAUGGUGGAAAUUAGGUUAUGUACAGAUUAUUUAAUGAAAGUAACCAACAGCAUGUACCGCGGUUGUAUUGCAUAGGUUAUUUUAAAAUUCCCUUUUUUACAAUGUGUAUCACCUGGCAGGGUUUCUUUUCGUCUUGACUCGAUAGAUAAUCUGUGAACUUUUAUUAAUUUGUUAUAUAUUAUAUUUUUGUUGAUACUCUGGAACAUCUUGUGUAGUUAUUGCAAUUGACAGAUCAAGUAAAAUCUAAUACAGGAAUUUACGGCUACUUUUAUUUUAUUUUUUAGUCGGGUUGCCAGCUUGGGAAAAGAGAAAAAUCAAAAUCUGUUGCACGCGACGGUGUAAUUUAUUUUUUUAAGGUACUGAUUAAUUUUAAGUAAUUUGUGUUUUUUGGAUGUAUGUACAAUAAAUAUCAAAUUUUUUAACGAA
This is a messenger RNA of Leptinotarsa decemlineata (Colorado potato beetle), 3073 nucleotides long. RefSeq names its product eukaryotic translation elongation factor 2. Gene Ontology annotation, molecular function: ribosome binding; GTPase activity; GTP binding. Gene Ontology annotation, cellular component: cytosol; ribonucleoprotein complex. Lineage: Eukaryota; Metazoa; Arthropoda; Insecta; Coleoptera; Chrysomelidae. Gene Ontology annotation, biological process: translational elongation. The record is from RefSeq and is a predicted model, not a curated record.